Messenger RNA from Cygnus atratus (black swan), 2157 nucleotides. Its product is annotated as vitamin K-dependent protein C-like. Gene Ontology annotation, cellular component: extracellular region. Gene Ontology annotation, biological process: blood coagulation; proteolysis. The transcript has 9 exons. The record is from RefSeq and is a predicted model, not a curated record. The coding region runs from base 255 to 1559 and encodes 434 amino acids. Gene Ontology annotation, molecular function: serine-type endopeptidase activity; calcium ion binding. Lineage: Eukaryota; Metazoa; Chordata; Aves; Anseriformes; Anatidae.
AAAACCACCACCACAAAACAGAUUUGGAAAAGGCAGAAAGGAUGCCUCAACUAUUUCACUUUUCUCAUACAUGAAGGUAAAUUGUCAAGCUCCCCCUGAGCUGUGUUUGUUUAAUGACUAAAAAGAAAGCACUUCAUGUCACUCCAAAGAGUAAAUAUCUGAAGUUAUGGAUUAACUAAGUUCCAGCAGAGUUCAUGGCGGAAGAAUAGAUCACGCUGAUUCACACUGAAUAAAGCAGGGACUUCUGCUGCAGUAUGUGGAAGCUCGUCACCAUAGGUGUUCUGCUGGCUGCCUGCUCUUCGCAAGUGUGUAGUACCUCAAUAUUUUACAGCUACAAAGAUGCAAACCAAGUCCUGAAAAUCCAGAAGCGGGCAAACUCUUUUCUGGAGGAGGUCAAACCAGGCUCUGUGGAGCGUGAGUGCAAGGAAGAGCUGUGUGACUUUGAGGAAGCCAGUGAGAUAUUUGAAACCAGGGAAGCAACACUAAAUUUCUGGAGCAAAUAUGUAGAUGGAGAUCAGUGUGAGCCGCAGCCUUGUUCCAAUGGGACGUGCAAGGACAAUAUUGGGAAGUUUUCCUGCAUCUGUAACAAAGGCUGGGAGGGAGUAUUGUGCAAUUAUGAGGUGAAAUACACCAACUGUUCUGUCAAUAAUGGAGGUUGUGAACAUUUCUGCAAGGAUGACCCUGCCAACCAGUGCCGCUACUGCAGCUGUGCAUCUGGGUACCAGCUGACGAAUGACCAUACCAUGUGCAAGCCUGUAGUGGAAUUCCCCUGUGGAAGAGUGAAAAUGGACUACAUUGAAGCCAAAGCAGGAUUCAAUAUCCGUCUCAUUGAGGGAAAAGCAGGAAGAAGGGGAGACAGCCCUUGGCAGAUUAUGCUCCAAAAUAGCAAAGGGAGAUUUCUGUGUGGGGGUGUUCUCAUCCAUCCAUCUUGGGUCCUAACGGCAGCACACUGCAUUGAUUCAGGAGAGGGUCUCAAAGUAAGAAUUGGUAAAUACCACCGUCUCCGUACUGAGGCAAAUGAGCAAACCAUUUGGGUCGAUAAAUGUGUGAGCCAUGAAAAUUACACCAAGGAGACCACCGAUAAUGACAUAGCCAUGCUGCACUUGGCUGAGCCUGUGAUGUAUAACAAAUAUGCGCUCCCUAUCUGCCUUCCCACACGGGACCUGGCAGAGCACGAGCUGACAAGGAACGGGAGGCAGAUGAUAGUGACUGGUUGGGGCAGCACAAGUGAUAUGGAAAAGAAGAAUUACUCAACUCUCCUCAGCUACAUCGAGAUCCCAAUGGUUCCCAGGAACGAGUGUGCACAAGUGAUGAGAUAUGUUAUCUCUGACAACAUGCUGUGUGCUGGGACUUUAGGAGACAGAAAAGAUGCUUGCAUUGGUGACAGUGGAGGCCCUAUGAUCACUAAGUAUAAGGAUACUUGGUUUUUGGUAGGGCUGGUGAGCUGGGGUGAAGGCUGUGGAAAAAAGGAGAAAUUUGGAGUCUACACCAAAGUUAGUCAGUACCUAGACUGGAUCCAGCACCACAUAGAUGAGAUGUCACCUUCUUGGAAGGGUUGAUUCUGGUACUGCGAGCCUGGAAUAUUGUGGCUAUGUGCCAGUGACAGUAUGCAGUGUAAUGUACUGUCAGAUCUUCAGUAUUAAAUAUUGAGUAUAUGUUAACCUUGUGUAGUGUUUUCCUUGGUACUUUCUCCAGGUUAUGUUGUUUAUUUGUAGCAUGGUCCUGCUUAGGCCUUUUAGAGAUAGUAGUACCCUGUUAUGCUGAGAGGCUGCACAGCAUUGUAGAAAAUAAGAUAGUCUGUGGUCCAACAAAUCUUUUAUGUGAAAAAUGACUUAAAAACGGUUGGGGUGGGGGGAGAAACAGAGAGAUCUAUUUAGGAAAAAAUGUUUAAAAAAUCAACUUAGUGAUACAGUUCUGUCAUUUCAGCUUUACUCUAACAUAUCCGCAAUAACUGUUGUGGUUUGCUCUGUAUUUGUAUAGUUUUUCUUUCAACAAAAUGCAGUGUUAAUAACUUCCUCACUGCCUCCACUCAUUCUUGUCUUAAUCCAGUGCUUGCACGUUAAGCGAUUCAGCAGGUCAGUAGAUCUCCAUAUUUGCUAUUCCUUGCAAAUCCAGUGCCUGAUUUUACUCCACAAGACUUCCUUACAAGUCCUUAGA